AUGAAAGAUAAUAAAGAUUUAGAUGAUGAAUACAGCAUCUUAAACAUUCAUAAAACUUAUGAAGAUGCAGAAUUGAAUUGGAAAACAUUUAACAAUAAAACUAAUACGACUUCAGAUGAGGCUAAAAAAGAAACACAAAGCAAAUUAAAAGAUGUUACUUUUUUAUCAGGUAACAAGUCACUUUCAAAGCUAAAAGAGAAGGUAAAAAGUAUACAAAAUAAAAAGAAAAUUUUAGAUACAGAAAAUAUUUCGUGCAAAAGAUAUAAGGAAUGUUUAGCAAAAGAAGAAGACAAAGAAGUUAAGCUUGAUAACUAUAUGAAUACUAAGUCAGAAAUAGACACGAAUCUACAUGAAAAUAUAUUUCAAAAGGCAAAACAAGACACAUUUGUGAUAGAAGAAGUAGAACUAAGUGACUUUAAAGAUAAUGACCAAAGUUUUGAGGUAGAAAAUAAAACAGCAAAUAAUAAUUCAUCUAACUACAAAAAAGAUAUCAAGAAAGGAAAAUUUUUAGAAGACAACAACAUUCUUAAAGAUCGUCUUAGUAGAGUAGUCACACCAAGGGCGAACGUUAAGUUUAAAGAUGUUAUUUUACCGUUAGGUGUUGAUGUAGAUAAAAAAACACAAGAGAAAAUUAUAAAAAAUUCUGUUGAAAUAGAAAAAAAUCCAAAAUCUGAUUUAGCUAAUAAUACAAAUGAUAUACAAAAUACUUAUUCUAAUAUUACAAAUACAUUAUCUACCAAGCAGGUGUCUAUAAAUAAAAUAAAAAAAAGAUUGAAUAAAGAAAUUAAUAAGACAAAAGUACAAAAUUCAGAUAAAAAUAACUCGGAAGAAAAUGCCCAAGACAGUAAUUUAAUUUCUGAAUUAAAAUCUAAGAUUGAUAGUAUACAAAAACUUAGGAAAAAUGUAAUCAAUUUAGAAAAUUUUAUUGGGCUACAAAAAGUCGAAAUUGAAAUGAUUAAAUCUCAAAAAUUGCCUGCGAAUAAUUCUGCACAUUUAAUUCAAAAUUGUAAAAAAGCAUUAUCCUCGAUGAUUAACGAUAUAAAAAUGCGAGAAACAGAAUUAAAAAAUGAAAUAGUUAUUGAAAAGCAUAAAAAUGCAGCUUUAACAAAAGAAGUUGACAAUUUGAAGAAAAUAAUUGAUAAUUUAGUAAAAAAGCGACAAAUUGAUAAUUAA
This is a messenger RNA of Vairimorpha ceranae, 1173 nucleotides long. RefSeq lists its product as hypothetical. The coding region runs from base 1 to 1173 and encodes 390 amino acids. The record is from RefSeq and is a predicted model, not a curated record. The transcript has a single exon. NCBI's taxonomy places the organism in Eukaryota, Fungi, Microsporidia, Nosematidae.